This is a messenger RNA of Balaenoptera musculus (blue whale), 834 nucleotides long. RefSeq names its product tomoregulin-1-like. The record is from RefSeq and is a predicted model, not a curated record. Gene Ontology annotation, molecular function: protein binding. The transcript has a single exon. Lineage: Eukaryota; Metazoa; Chordata; Mammalia; Artiodactyla; Balaenopteridae.
AUGUAUAUGUGCCAUACAAAUUAUAUUCCCAUCUGUGGAUCAAAUGGGGACACGUACCAAAAUGAAUGCUUUCUCAGAAGGGCUGCUUGUAAGCACCAGGAAGAGAUAAUAGUAGUAGCAAGGGGACCAUGCUACUCUGAUAAUGGCUCUGGAUCUGGAGAGAGAGAAGAGGAAGGGGCAGGGAGAGUUGUUCGCAGAAAACACUCCAAGUGUGGACCUUGCAAAUAUAAAGCUGAGUGUGAUGAAGAUGCAGAGAAUGUUGGGUGUGUAUGUAAUAUAGAUUGCAGUGGAUACAGUUUUAAUCCUGUGUCUGCUUCUGAUGGGAGUUCCUAUAACAAUCCCUGUUUUGUUCGAGAAGCAUCUUAUAUAAAACAAGAACAAAUUGAUAUAAGGCAUCUUGGUCAUUGCACAGACACAGAUGACACUAGUUUGUUGGGAAAGAAAAAUGAUGGACUACAAUAUCAACCAGAUGUGAAAGAUGCUAGUGAUCAAAGGGAAGAUGUUUAUAUUGGAAACCACAUGCUUUGCCCUGAAAACCUCAAUAGUUACUGUAUCCAUGGAAAAUGUGAAUUCAUUUAUUCUACUCAGGCAUCUUAUAGAUGUGAAUCUGGUUACACUGGACAGCACUGUGAAAAGACAGACUUCAGUAUUCUCUAUGUAGUGCCAAGUAGGCAAAAGCUCACUCAUGUUCUUACUGCAGCAAUUAUUGGAGCUGUACAGAUUGCCAUUAUAGUAGCAGUUGUCAUGUGCAUAACAAGAAAAUGCCCUAAAAACAAUAGAGGAUGACGACAGCAGCAAAACCUAGGCCAUUUUACUUCAGAUACAUAUUUCUAG